Messenger RNA from Saccharomyces kudriavzevii IFO 1802, 549 nucleotides. It is a transcript of the gene REC104, whose product is annotated as Rec104p. The record is from RefSeq and is a predicted model, not a curated record. Gene Ontology annotation, biological process: meiotic DNA double-strand break formation. NCBI's taxonomy places the organism in Eukaryota, Fungi, Ascomycota, Saccharomycetes, Saccharomycetales, Saccharomycetaceae. The transcript has a single exon. The coding region runs from base 1 to 549 and encodes 182 amino acids.
AUGUCCAUCGAGAAGGAGGAAGGAAACAGGAUUAUUUGCAUGCAAGACUUUCUUCGGCAAUAUUUCGUAUCUGAAAGUGUUAGCAUUCAGUUUGGGUUAAAUAACAAGACUGUUCGAAGAAUAAAUGAGGAAGAGUUUAAUAAAGCAGCAAAUUGCAUCAUAACAGAGACAAGCAAUUCUGAAGUAGUGUUGAAACGGACAGCUUCAAACUACAUUCUAAACAGUUGCCGCAAGAAACCUACAUUACUAUCCCUUCCGUUUAUUAUAGACGAUUCACACUGCAUGUCAAAAGUGGUAGAGAAUAAUAACGAUACCAGUCUUUUGUAUAGUGAUACAUUAUAUGGUGACGAUUCUUUGACCCAAAGAAAUGAGCAAAUAAAAGAUGUACUAGAAGAUGAGUUCAGUUUUACUUUACUGCAAAGUGAAGCAAAUGAAAUGAUGCCAGUAUCCUCAUCCAGUACCCCUCAAAUAUUACAGUCAGAUUAUUCUGCGGCGCUGCAUGAGGCCCAGGCAUCAAACGGGAGCAUAUUCCAGUUUAGCAGCCCAUAA